UUUCUUUACUUGUAAAGGUUUCGUCGGGGGGAGAGAUAUUAUAUCUACUCUAGUCGCCGUCUUAAAUCGACGAAGCAGAGGAGGAGAAGACAUGUCUGGGAGGUUGUUGAAGCAGGUGCUCAAGGAACAUGAAGAAUCGAAGCACCAGAAUCAUCACGAUGAAGAAGAAGAAGAAGAGGAUCUUGGUGGGCGUUCUUCUUCGAUUAAUCCUUUCGAUCUCUUGAACGAAGAAGGCGAUGAAGAUCCUGAAUUCAAAAAGGAGACAGAGAUAGAUGAAGAGGAGAAGAAGGACGAAAAUGCUGAUGAUAACGUGCAGCCACCUUCAAAGAACAAGUCGAAGAAGAAGAAGAAGAAAAAGAAGAAAAGCAAAGAAAGUCGUUCCAACGUCGUGGUGGUGAAGCCUGAAAUCACUUUAGCAGCACUCUCUCUGGAUGCCAACUCUAAGCAAGAAGAAGAGGCUCAGGAAACAACAAAACCUGCUGCGUCUUCACGACCAGUGUUGGAGAUAGAUCCCAAGUAUCUGAAUCUUGAAAACGAGUUGAGGAGAAUGUAUGGUUCAAAGGUUGUUAGAUCGCUUGAGAGUAGCAGCAGUCAAGGUGGUGGUAGAGGGGGAAGACGUGGUGGAGUCCAUCACAUCACAAAGACGGUUCUGAUCACUCCGAUGGAGAAUUGGGCUCGCUGGGACCGUUCUUUCUCCAUGGAGUUUCUCGAGACCAAAGACGGUUACAACUACUUCAGAUACAUCCAUUCAUCCUCAUACGAGCAAGCUCAGAGAUCCUUCCAAGCCGCGCAGAAUCUCCACGAUCUCAACGGUGUAGCUAGCGUCCUUAUCAACCACCCUUACCACAUCGACUCCCUCAUAACCAUGGCAGACUACUUCAAGUUCGCUGGCGACCAUCAGAUGGCUGCUGACGCCAUCGGGAAAUGCUUGUACGGUCUGGAGCGUGCGUGGCACCCUAUGUUCACUCCUUUCAACGGUAACUGCCGGUUGAAGUUCACUCACGACACGAACAAGCCCUUCUUCACCACGCUGUUCUCUCACAUGAGGAACAUGGACAGGCGCGGCUGUCAUAGAUCAGCGUUGGAGGUUUGCAAGCUGCUGCUUUCGCUUGACACAGACAAUCCUGUUGGUGCGUUGUUCUGCGUUGACUAUUUCGCUCUGAGAGCAGAGGAGUACGCGUGGCUGGAGGAGUUCUCUGAGGAGUAUCAUAGCGAGAACUCCUUGUGGCUGUUACCCAACUUCUCUUACUCGCUUGCUAUAGCCAGGGUUUACCUCGAGAAGAAGACGGAGUCUCCGUCUUCUUCUUUAGAUACUUCGAAGUCGAGCUCUUUGGAUCUCAUGAUGCAGGCUUUGAAGCUUCACCCGACAGUGCUCAAGAAGCUUGUGGACAAGGUGCCUUUGAAAGACCAGGCGUGGGCGAAGAUGCUUAAACACUAUUACUUCAGAUCUGACCAGUCGAAGAACCCUUCCUUGGAUCAUCUUAUCAGCAUAUACGUGGAGAGGAACUACCUUAUAUGGAGGCUUCCAGAUGUUCAGAAGCUGCUAAGGAGUGCUGCUGAGUUACUCAUUAAGUCGCUGGAUGAGAAGGAAAGCGACGCGGAGGACUUCUUGAGGGUGAAGGAAGAAGCUUUCCCUGCUAAGCAUAACGAGUACUCUCAUUUAUCAAUACAUGAUUUCUCUGAUUCGGUGCCGACUCUGCCUCCAGACAACUUACAGAACUUUGUGGCUGAUCCGAGAAUGGGAGGAGGAGGAGAGCAAGUAGUGGCUGCAGGAAGAGGAGGGCACCACCAGCAAGCACCACCACCGCCGGUACGUGAUGUGGCGAACAGGAAUCCAUUGGCUGUGUUUUUAGAGUCGAUGCUUCCUUGGGUUAAUCUUGGAGAGGGAGAUGAUGUUGAUGAUGCUGAUCACCAACCAGACAACAAUGGCUAAGUUUUGUUAUAUGCUGAUAGAUGAGAAGAGAGAUACACUUUUGUUGUACAUUUGCCAUUAUGAUUGGUUUAUUAGUCUUUUAAGCAUGUCAUAAUUUCAUGUUUCUUACUACUCUCCUAAGAUUUGAUACUGAUAAAAAUCUUGAGUCAUUUUGAUUUUUUU
Messenger RNA from Raphanus sativus (radish), 2095 nucleotides. RefSeq lists its product as uncharacterized. Gene Ontology annotation, cellular component: RQC complex. The record is from RefSeq and is a predicted model, not a curated record. Bases 92 to 1933 code for a protein of 613 amino acids. The transcript is spliced from 3 exons. Lineage: Eukaryota; Viridiplantae; Streptophyta; Magnoliopsida; Brassicales; Brassicaceae.